AUGUUAUGGGAAAUGUUAGGAAAAUUAUGUGUGCAACUGACUAACAAGCAACUUCAAAUAAAUAUUUUCCAUGCUGAUUUCGAAAAAGCCGCUCAUAAUGCUGUAUUACAAAAGUUUCCAAAUUGUAAAUUAAUUUGUUGUAAUUUCCAUCUCGGGCAAAGUUGGUAUCGACAUAUCCAACAAAAUAAACCACUAUUAAACGAAUAUUUAAACAAUUCAUCAGAAAUCGGUGCAUGGCUUAAGUGUUUUUUCGGUUUAAGUUAUUUACCACCAGAUGAAAUCUCGGACGGCUUUACGGACUUGCUAUCAAUUGCACCUACGACUAUGUUUACGCAAUUCACAGAUUAUAUUCUAGAAAAUUAUAUUUUGAUUGACUCAGAUUUCCCUCCAGUUAUGUGGGCAAGUGCACCAAGUAAUAAUAAUCCAAGGACAACAAAUGGCGUAGAAAGUUUUCAUCGUCAUUACAAUAGUCAAUUUUACUCGCCACAUCCAAAUAUUUACCUAGUUAUAGACACAAUAUUACAAAUUCAAUCAGAAUCAGAUUUAAAAUUAAACUCAAUAAAGAAAAUUUUUAGUUUAGAAAAUACAUCUACUGCUUUGUCUAAAUCUAUUUUGUUAGCAUCUUCUUUUUCUACCGCUAUGACCAUUAAAUCGCUUAAUCGUUUGUCACCCAUUGAAGAUCUAAGAUAA
Messenger RNA from Melanaphis sacchari, 690 nucleotides. RefSeq lists its product as uncharacterized. The record is from RefSeq and is a predicted model, not a curated record. Lineage: Eukaryota; Metazoa; Arthropoda; Insecta; Hemiptera; Aphididae. The coding region runs from base 1 to 690 and encodes 229 amino acids. The transcript has 2 exons.